Cotesia congregata is the source of this 936-nucleotide messenger RNA. The record is from the annotation of a GenBank genome assembly. NCBI's taxonomy places the organism in Eukaryota, Metazoa, Arthropoda, Insecta, Hymenoptera, Braconidae.
AUGUUACGAAGACAAGCACGUUUGAGACGUGAGUACCUUUAUCGUAAAUCUAAAGAAGAUAAAAUAAAAACUAUUCAAGAGAAAAAAGAUAAGUUGAAAAAAAGUUUGGAAAACAACGUUCCAAUCCACCCUGACCUGAGGAAAGAUGCCUUGUACCUACAACGUAAACUGGACUGGGAAGAUGCUGGUCCAGAACGAGCAGUUGCCAUGGGAACAGAAAUGGGUGGGACAACUGGGACUCACGAAGAUGAUGAGUACCGUUGGGCCGGUGUCGAAGAUCCAAAAAUAAUGUUGACAACUUCACGUGACCCUAGUGCUCGUCUUAAAAAAUUCGUCAAAGAAGUCCGUCUUAUUUUUCCCACAGCUCAGAGAUUAAAUCGUGGUAACGCUGAGAUGAAAACACUGAUCGAAGUCUGCAGAGCUAAUCAAGUCACGGAUUUUAUUGUAAUUCACGAGCACCGUGGUGUUCCAGACCAUCUUGUUAUUUGUCACCUACCCUACGGCCCGACUGCUUACUUCACUCUGUCAAACGUCGUAAUGCGACAUGACAUUCCUGAAAUCGGUACUAUGUCAGAGCAGUAUCCGCAUUUAAUUUUUCACAAUUUUAAAUCGACGCUGGGUAUCAGGACGAUGAACAUCCUGAAGCACUUGUUCCCGGUACCUAAAGAAGACAGCAAACGUGUGAUGGCUUUUGCUAACCACGAUGACUUCAUUUCAUUUAGACACUAUACUUACAAGAAAUCCGGUGGGCAAGAUGUUGAGAUGACCGAAGUUGGACCCAGGUUUACAUUAAAAUUGUAUAAAAUAAAAUUAGGCACCAUGGAUUCUAUUGAGGCUGCCGACACUGAAUGGAACUUGGGGACUUUCAUGAACACCACGCAUAAGCGACGAUUUUUAUCCAACGAUGAUGGUUGGGAUCAAGAAGAUGAUUUUUAG